AUGGGACUUUGUUCAUCCAUGCAUCAUGGAACUGAUUUAUCAUAAUCUCUAAGAUUAAAAGCCAUACAAAUUUUCUAAAAAAUUGAUAAAGAGAAUAAAGGAGUAAUUGACAAGAAAACCACUCAAUAAUUUUGGUAUUUAUUCUUUCUAUUAAUUUCUUUUAGGUAAUCUAACUUUGCUAAGAUUAAUACUGAAGCUCUAUUUAAAGCAGUAGAUUUUGAUAAUUCAGGUGAUAUUACUAUUUAAGAGUGGCUGACUUUUUGGAAAAUUGUGAAGAAAACUGGGUAUACUGAAUAAGAAAUUAAUGAAGAAGUAUAGCAUACAUUCUAAAUUUAGCUUGAUGAAUUAAUGCAAGGAAAAGCUUGGGUUUAAUUUAGAGUUGUUGAUUAAUUUAUUUAAGUUGAUAAAAAUAGAAGAAGAUCUCAAAUUCCUCAAAUAGUAAUGGAAGAAUAAAUGAUGACUCUUAGAAAAACUAAAACAGCUGAAAUGAAAUGA
Paramecium pentaurelia is the source of this 495-nucleotide messenger RNA. The record is from the annotation of a GenBank genome assembly. NCBI's taxonomy places the organism in Eukaryota, Ciliophora, Oligohymenophorea, Peniculida, Parameciidae.